AUGAUGGGAAUAAAAUCUAGCUUUCUGGAUCGAAACCUCACAGCCAUUGUUAUCGAGAAAGAUGUAUCGAUAUUUCAGAAAGUUGAACCCGAAACGCUGAUACCCGAAGUUCUUACCCAUAUGACGGAGACCAUACCAAAUGAGAUUUUUGACGUAAGCACAGAUACCAGGGACCUCGUUUCGCGUCUCCAGAGGUUGUCGCAUCAUUUAAACUCCACAUUCACGCAAAAUGGCGUGUAUCCAUUCACGAUGCAAAGGAUAUGCGAAGUUUGUUACCACCCUCUGAAAUAUUUCAAAACCCAUGAAUUAGCGAAGUUUGUUAAUGCUCUUGAGAGAUGCUGCUUGGUGAGCAGCGCUUUGGAGUUUGAGGAUACUGCUUGCGAGCAGAUUGGCGAUGCUGGCGACGUAUCGAUGGCUAGGAUAUCAUGGGUUAAAGAAGGUGAAGAGAAGGCACUUGGAUCAUUUCUGCGAGAGAUCGAGGCUACCGUAAGUGUCAACUUUGGAUAUGAGAUAGAAGAUGACGGGGAAGACCUAGUAAACACCGAUGAUGCCGAUUUUGAAAAUGCCCACGAAAGUAACAGCAAUCAAGUCUAUGGAGAGGAAGGAGAAGAAGAAGAAGAAGAGGAAGAAGAUGGGGAUUACGUUGACGAAGAAGAUGUCGACGAAGACGUGGACGACGACGUGGACGAAGACGUGGACGAAGACGUGGACGAAGACGAUGAAUAUAACAACUUAGAAGCGGAAGUUCUUGAUGCAGAAUUAGAGUCGCAAGAUAAAGACGAUCAAAGAGAAGAGCAAAUACGAAAUGGUUCUCGGGACAAUUUACAAAAAAUUACUCAUGUGCGAGGCGGAAAAUUUGGAGACUCCCGUGGCCCCUCGAAUGGCGCUGGCGCCCUGGAAGAAGAAGACACAACCAGCGAAGACGAAGACCUGGAAGCUGAUGAAGCAUUGCGCAAGCGAAAAACCACCGAGAUUGACGAUUUUGAAUAUGAAGACAGCGAUGUCCCUAGUAGCACCACCCCCAAGAAACAAAAAGCAACCAUUACCACUAAAGAUGCGUUAGCUCAUUCACCAUUGUUCAUGAAUGGUUCCGCGGUCCACAGCACCACUUUGGAACAGCAGGUUUCUAUGCUAAUUUCACCUAAGCCGGCUACGCCGUCGAGUUCCAAAAAAGUGCUUGCUCUAGCCAAUGAGGAUUUCAUAGAGAGCAGUCCACUUGGCAACAAGGGUAGGAAGGAGGGCGACUUUCAAAUUCAGAAUAGAUAA
Messenger RNA from Lachancea dasiensis, 1266 nucleotides. NCBI's taxonomy places the organism in Eukaryota, Fungi, Ascomycota, Saccharomycetes, Saccharomycetales, Saccharomycetaceae. The record is from the annotation of a GenBank genome assembly.